Messenger RNA from Rhineura floridana, 5592 nucleotides. RefSeq names its product RAB guanine nucleotide exchange factor 1 (gene RABGEF1). Gene Ontology annotation, molecular function: DNA binding; small GTPase binding; zinc ion binding. Gene Ontology annotation, biological process: protein homooligomerization; vesicle-mediated transport. Gene Ontology annotation, cellular component: endocytic vesicle; cytosol. Lineage: Eukaryota; Metazoa; Chordata; Lepidosauria; Squamata; Rhineuridae. The record is from RefSeq and is a predicted model, not a curated record. The transcript is spliced from 14 exons.
CGCAUGCGCAGAAUCUGACAGGCACGGAGAUGGUGGUGGUGGGCCUCGCAUGAGGGGCGUCCGAGGGACGGGGGAAAUAUUUUCCCUAUUUAAGGCGGGACGCGGUGAGGAGGAGCGCCGCCGCCGUUGCCCCACGGAGAGACAACAAGACAGCUUUGCCACGGCUGCCCACCCAGCAGACCUGGGGACGAGAGCCAGAGGGAUGGUUGUAGUCACGGGACAGAGCAAAGUGAGCGGACGCUUGGGGGAUGUCAUGUCGAGCUCGGAUGCAGAGGAUGAUUCUCAAGAGCCAGCCACUCCCACGGCGACCCAAGCAGGGCACUCCCUGCCUCUCCUUCCUCAGCAGUUCCCCGAAGUGGUUCCCCUGAACGUUGGAGGGACUCAUUUCACUACCAGGUUGUCGACACUGCGGCACCAUGAAGACACCAUGCUGGCGGCCAUGUUUAGUGGCCGGCAUUAUAUCCCAACGGAUGCCGAGGGCAGAUACUUUAUCGACAGAGAUGGAACAUUCUUUGGGGACGUGCUGAACUUUCUGCGCUCUGGCGAUUUGCCUCCGAGGGAACGUGUGAGACCACUUGGAGCGGAUUGUGGAAAUCGCUAAGCUGAGGGCCAUGCAGAGGAAGGCCCGGUUUGCCAAGCUGAAGAUCUUAGCAGGAGCGAGAUGAGCCUGAAGUCUGAGCGCCGAGGCAUCCACGUCGAUCAGUCCGAACUGCUCUGCAAGAAAGGAUGUGGCUACUAUGGCAACCCGGCUUGGCAGGGCUUCUGUUCCAAGUGCUGGAGGGAGGAAUACCAGAAGGCCAGGCAGAAGCAAAUCCAGGAAGACUGGGAGCUCGCUGAGAGGCUCCAGCGUGAGGAGGAGGAGGCCUAUGCCAGCACGCAGCACCCUCAGGGGGCUCAGUCGCUCACCUUCACCAAGUUUGAGGAGAAGAAAACCAACGAGAAGUCGCGCAAGGUGACAACGGUGAAAAAGUUCUUUGGAGCGUCUUCUCGGCCAGGAGCUAAGAAGGAAGUCCCAGACAUCAAGGCUCCCAGCCCUUCCAUAAGCCGACAGGUCAGCAUUGAAACUGACCGGGUCUCCAAAGACUUCAUCGAGUUCCUGAAGACCUAUCAGAAAUCCGGCCAGGAGAUCUUCAAGCAGUGCAAACACUUCCUAGACGCCAUGCAGCACAAGCGGGACCUGAGUAUCGAGGAACAGUCUGAAUAUGCCCAGGACUUCUACCAGAAUGUGGCAGACAAGCUACAGACCCGCUGGAAAGUGUCCCCGGAAAAAGCGGAGAAGGUGAUGGACCAGGUCGAGAAGUAUGUCAUGACCAGGCUGUAUAAGUACGUUUUCUGCCCGGAAACCACGGAGGACGAGAAGAAGGACCUUGCCAUUCAGAGGAGGAUCAGGGCUUUGCACUGGGUUACUCCACAGAUGCUUUGUGUUCCUGUCAACGAAGAAAUCCCUGAAGUCUCCGAUGUGGUUGUGAAAGCCAUCACAGACAUCAUUGAGAUGGACUCCAAGCGUGUCCCGCGGGACAAGCUGUCUUGCAUCACCAGCUGCAGCAAGCACAUCUUCACCGCCAUCAGGACCACUAAGAACGAGCCAGCUUCGGCGGAUGACUUCCUGCCCACCCUCAUCUACAUCGUCCUGAAGGGCAACCCGCCCCGCCUGCAGUCCAACAUUCAGUACAUCACUCGGUUCUGCAAUCCCAGCAGGCUGAUGACCGGUGAGGAUGGAUACUACUUUACAAACCUGUGCUGUGCCGUUGCCUUCAUAGAGAAGCUGGAUGCUCAGUCCCUCAACCUGAGCGAGGAAGACUUCGACCGCUACAUGUCCGGCCAGGCGUCUCCAAAGAAGCAGGAGGCAGAGAACUGGCCGGCCGACGUCUGUGUGGGGGUCCGGCAGAUGUACAGGAACCUUGACCUCCUCUCUCAACUCAGCGAGAGGCAAGAGCAGAUUGUGAGCCAGGCCAGAAAGCUGGAGAGGGACCUCAUUGACUGGACCGACGGGGUUGCAAAGGAGGUCCAAGAGAUUGUUGACAAGUAUCCCUUGGAGAUAAAGCCCCCAAACCCAGCCUUGGCUGCUAUUGACUCUGAAAAUGUGGAGAAUGAUAAGCUGCCUCCUCCUUUGCAGCCUCAGGUUUAUGCUGGGUGAGAACUGCCUUCCGGGGCUCAGAGACAUCCCCCACCCAGCUUUCUUCAGCUCGGAAGGUGGACUAAAGCAGGGGGGCGGGAAUCAGAGGAGUCUAAAACCGGCACAUUUUAAAGGUACUGUCUGCUGGCAAGUGUGUUCCACGGUAUUUAUUUUUGCCAGAGUUAGUUAUGAGGGCUGAGUUUUUGUGUGUGUACUCGAAUGGAAUUUAACUCCCACUUCUUUCUUCGGAAAUCCGAUACAAUUUUUAGGAAACACAGUGGUCCUUCUUUGCCCCCUCCUCUCCUUCCAGGCAAAGAUGUGUGUGUGUGUGUGAUUGUGGCGUUUAAAAAAAAAUCAGUUGAAGUUUCUGGUGUGUUCUUCGUUCUUUUUCUCCUUCAGAAAAAUUAAGGUUUAUCAGCACUUUGCUAGGAAUGCCAAGUUGUAGGUAAAGAAGAUAAAAUGGUACUCCCCCCCCCGCAGUGGGAGGUGGGGGGAAGGAAAUCUGUUGUAAAGUAAAUACUUAAACAAUGUAAAUAUGCCGGAAAAGUUGGGCCGUGUCUCACCCACAUGGCAUCCUGUAAGGAAUGGUCAAUGUCUAAUUUUUUAUUUCACUGUCGGUGGGUCAAGUUCAGCACCUAUUGUUUUUCUUCUCUCCCCAGGAAUUUGGGUGGAGGGGGGAAGGAAGAGCCACAUUGUAGGAAAAAAACUCGCUUUAUCUCACCUAUAUAACUUGGCUAAGGAUAUCUCUUAACAACAUUUGUCCUCCAGUGGCACCGUCCUUCCCCUGAUCUGGUGCCCUUUGGAUGUUUUGGACUACAACUCCCAUUUGCUGGCUGGAGCUGAUGGGAGUUGUAGUCCAAAACAUCCAGAGGGCACCAGUUUGCAGAAGGCUGAAUUCAUACCGAGAGAGAGAGAGAGAGAGAUGAAAAUCACCCUUCAUGUGCUGGUCUUCAGCAGGGGCAUAGUUGGAUCUCUUUGACGCCUGAGGGAAACGGAGCAGAGGACUCGCAUGUUUGUGAGGAUUCUUGGAGGCAACUUCCUCUGUUCUGAAAGCAAGCAAGAUUGACCCCCCAUCACUGAAGUGGGAUUAAAUGUGCUCAGGGGAAAAAAAAUCACCUGUGCAUGCUCCAUUUUUGAAAACAAAACAAUCUUGGAAGUGUUUUCACUCAUUGCCCCACUGCUAAGCAUUCUUUGGAGUCAGUGUUGCAAAGUGACCUCUUGUGUUGGGGAAUCCAGAGCUGAGUGUGGGGAGGAGCAAUCCGGUGAGGAUCACUCUGCCUGGGCCACACCCUGCCUGUUGUUAGUGUGGUUGUGUGGCCCACGCUUAGGACCUCUACCUUAAGAGGCUGAAAGGAGGGUGAACCAAAGGGUGUAAAACUGAGCGUGUGAUGGGCGCAGGAUGGCAUCCCAGCCCAGCACGCCUUUCCCUGCCUCCGCAAAUUAUUUGACAUAAUAUGGGAAAGAGGUUCUGUGCAAGCCUGACCUCCGAAAAUCAUGGGCAGAAACACAGGGAUAUAUAUGUUUGUCAUAGGAAUUAUGUGACUUGUGCAGAUGGGGAGAUUCUGUAGCCUUGCUCAUCCUUGGGUUGAAGCUCACCUCAAUGCCUCUGAUCCCUCCUUCCCCUCCAGUAGCUCACUGGAAGGGUUCCUAAUGCGCUGAAUAACUUUCUUCUCUUUUCCUCCCUCGCCCCUUGAGUCUUUCAUGCACUCAGUCAAAUCCUUCUCCCUUUUGUCAAAGAGCCAACAAGACCAUUCAGGCACAAAUACUGGCCCAUUGCAGAUACUUUUUCUGCGGCCCGCGUGACCUUGGUGUGAAAGUUGGUAUUGGAAGGUCUGUGUGGCGCCCCCUGUGGGUCACAUUAAGCUAUAGCGGAAGCUCCUCCUCCCCCCCCAAGAAAAGAACAAUUCCCCCCUUGCUCAUUCCCUUUGCUAUUAAACUCAUCCUAAAUAUUGGCGACUUCUGUAACUUUUUUAAAAAAUGCCAAAUCUGCAAACGUGGGAAGCUGCUUUAUACUGAAUCUGGCUGUUAGUCCACUUAGUUCAGUAUGGUCCACACUGGCUGGCGUUGGCUCUCUGGAGUUCCAGACCGGGGUCUUUCCUAACCUGAAGAUGUGGCAGACUGAACCCGGGACCCUUUGCCUGCUGUGGCUCCUCCCUGGGUUUGAACACUCCGAGUAACAUUAAGUGAUACGCAAGCGUUGCAAUCCAGGGCCAAGACCACCUUGCCCCCCACUCAAGAGCAUAUGAGAAAAGAAGGUUGUCUUUAUAGCAGUGUUAUAUGUUGCAGUGCAAACCUUAAAAAUUAAAUCGCUUGUGCGUAUCCCCCUUCAGCUUUCUCCAUUCUAACAGUCUCGUUUGUACCUGUUGCGCUCAUGACUGUACUUUAGACUAGGUUUCCAAGCAUCUUCUUUCCGGCAAUGCUUCUGAGCAAACUCAUAGAACGGGUGGCCAGGAGGUUGAGUGGGAUCUACUGCCAGAGAGAUCGCAGGAGUUUCCAGCUCCCGGUCGGUUAACCUUGGCAACAGCAAAAUGGCUCCCAGUGCAGAAUCACGAUGCUGACAUGAAAGGGAACGAGGUAACCCGGAGUGGGAUUUUGUGUAGAAAGACCAUGAGCUUAGUGUGUUACUCAGAACAAAUUCCUGGGCUCAGACUUCUUUUGUUCUAAGUGUAUGUCUUUUGCACCGGGCUCCAGUUGGCAGAUCUUGGGAUCUGAGUAAAUAACACAGUAGAUUCCUUCAAGCCUGAAGUCUGCCGAAUCCUGUUCUGAAAAAUCAAAACUGCAGCUCUGCAGACUUUUCACUGUCCUGGCACUGUUCUGUUUUUGCAAUAAGCUCAGACCAAGACUGUGAUCUGUCAUGUUGUCGCUUUCCUUUAAAAACUAUCUUAGUGGUGUUUUUUUAGCUCUUCUGAAUUUCUCAAAAUAUAAAUAUUUUGGGCGGGGGGGUCUUCUCCUUACUGAACUGAACAAGCUGACUGAGAAGUUUGUUAUUGCUUCUGUUCUUAGAGCAAGGAUGGGUGAACCUGUUGUUCCUCUAGCUGUCGUUGAGGUAUCUCCCAGCCAACCUCAGCCACAGCAGCCAGAAUGGCCAAUAGCCAGAGAUGAUGGGAGUUGGAGUCCUGCAACAUCUGGAGGGACCACAGACAGUGGUGGUUUAUGGCUCCAUGUCAGUGGGGCGGUCGAAUCCACUCCAGGUUUUCCACAGAGCUGUCCAAGGUCCUGGAACCCACUUAAUAGAUUUCAGCACCUUGGAGACCCCCAGGAAGUGCCUGGAGUGGAUUCCACUGACAUGGAGCCACUACUGGCCACAGAGAUUCCCUCGUUCCUACCUCAGAGGGUUCCGUUACAGAGCAGUGUCUCUUGGGUGACACCCUAGGUGCUAACUCUGGUUUAUAGGUUCCUGUUUUCACUCCUGAAAGAUGUAUUAUAGCUGCUGCUACUGAUUUGCUGGCGAAUGAAAUUAAACGUCUACCACAAGC